Molecule: messenger RNA, 3820 nt
Organism: Megalops cyprinoides (Indo-Pacific tarpon)
Lineage: Eukaryota; Metazoa; Chordata; Actinopteri; Elopiformes; Megalopidae
Product: glutactin-like
Exons: 2
Coding region: 2-1075 (357 amino acids)
Biological process (GO): positive regulation of DNA-templated transcription
Cellular component (GO): nuclear body
Source: RefSeq, a predicted model, not a curated record
CAUGGCAGCAAAGGGAUCAUUUUGGUCUACGGCAGAGGUGCAGUGUUUGCUGGAAAUUUGGGCAGACGAGAGUAUACAGGAACAACUGGAUACAACACACAAGAACUCCAAGAUAUUUGGUAUAAUUCGCGACUAUCUUCAUGCUCGUGGAUACCACAGAACCAUUGAACAAUGCCGUGACAAGCUGAAAAAACUGCGGGUUCAGUAUCUGAAGGUACGGUAUGCGCUCCAUAAAUCUGGCAGCUUACCGGACGAAAAGGAUAAAUUCCAAUGGUACGAUGCUAUCGACAAAAUAAUCGGCAUUAAACCAAGUAGCAAACCAAAUGUUUUGGAGUCGUAUUCGGGAACACCACCUGCACCAUCUGAUAACGUUACGGAGGACACCGGACCGGCGAGCCCAGUGAGCAUCACAUCACUCACUUCAGAUCAGUCACACAAUGGUGAGGGGACACACGCUGAGACCGAUCGUAGUACACCUGAUAGAACACGCUCAAAACAGAGCAGGAAGAGGAAGAGGAAGAUGAAGACAGACGUGAGUGACAUGAUGGCGGCCUUUAUGGACAUGCAAAAGAAACAGCAUGAUGAAUUCAUGAGAGAGGAGCAGCAGCGUCACCAGCAAGAGAAGGAGAUGCUCGAUAACUGGAUGAAGGCACAGAUGGAGAUGGAGGAGCGUCGGCAACAGGUACAGAGGGAGGAACGCCAAGAGGCAAACAGGAUGUUCCAGCAAAUGAUGAGCAGACUGUUUGAUGUCAUGGUGCCUUUAUUCCAGCAGCACACACCUUCACAUCCACAACAUCAUCAUCCCCCUCCUCUUCGCUAUUCCCACCCUGCCCGUGAGGAGACGCCACCAGCCUACCUUGAUAAGCCCUACGUUAAGGCUGAACAGGAAAGUGGCUUGCAUUAUUCAAGGGAUCAAAUAAAAUGCGAAGGUGAUGAAAAUUUAUUGAAUAAUCACAUGAAUUUUGAAGUUGAAGCUGCAGCUGAUUGUGAAGUCAGGAUUGGUGAAGAUGGAGAUUACAUUAAAGCAGAAGAUGAUAGUGACUUGAAGGAUUUUAACUGUGUUGAGGGUAACUGAUCGAAUAAAAUGUGAAGACUAUGAAUAAUCGUUCCUUGAAUAAUCUUAACAGUACUGAAACUAAUGAAGUUGACGAUGGUUGUGAAGACGGAAGUAUUUCUUUGUGCCAAAGAACUUAAUCCACAUGAAAAUUAUAUGGUUUGUGACAUGUAGACAAUGCAAUUUGAAGACUUCAAUCAGCAAUUUAAAAUGUAUGAAGCAAGUAUUCAGAGUAACUUUGCUGAGAAAAGCAUGUCCAGGACAUUAAUUGAACAACAGGGAAUUAAUUCAGAAGAAAAAGUAUGCAGAUAUACCCAUCACAAGAAGUGUUUUAAUUCAGCUUCCAAUUUAACUCAACACCAGUUAAGCCAUACAGAUGAUCUUUUAGGUUUACUCAGUGUGGGAAAACAUUUAAACAGACUUGUAAUUUGAACCAAAUGAAAAUUCAUCUAGGUGAAAAACUUUACAUCUGUACUCAGUAUGGGAAGGAUUUUAUGCAGCCAUGUUAGAAUGACAUCAGAUUAUUUGUUUAAUUAGGGAACCACACACUUGUACUUUGUGUGGGAGAAACUUUAGUUUGGCAUCUAAAUUAAAACAGCACCAUAGAAUUCAUCCAUUCGUUUCCCAGUCUAAUUUAAAACAACACCAGAUAGCCCAUACAGGUAAAAAAUGUUUGUUUGUACUGACUGGGGGUUUAGAACAGGUAAUUUGCUAAACCAUCAGAAAAUGAAUUCAGAUGAGAAGUAAUUGCACUAGGUGUGGCGGUCAUUAUUAACAUAUCAUUUGAAACAACACCGUUCAUUAAGAUUUAAAACUGUACAGUUGUACCGUGUGGGAAGUGCUUUGGAAUUACAUCUCAUUUGAAUAAUCACCUUCUUACACACUUAGGUGAAUCAAACACCGGUGUGUAAAGUGUUCUAAUAAUGCAUUCAAAAGAAAACACCAGCAAGAAGUAAUUCACGUAGGUGGAAAAACUAUACAUUGUACCCACUACUGGAAGCAUUUUACGUGCUUAAUUAAAAAAAAACUCAUACAGGUGAAAACAUGUGGAUGUGUGGGUAUGAAUGGGCACAAGAUUCAAAUGAAUACCAGACAAUUCAUACAUCUGAGAAGCAUGCUUAUUUAAUUAGGGAAUAGCAUUUCAUUUGAAAUGAUCCCUGAGAAUUUGUACAGUUGAAAAGUUGUGUAUGAUUGUCAAAUGCUUUAACCAGGUAUUUUGUUUUAAACAACACCAGAGAAUUAUUUCAGAGGAAAAAUCAACUACUUGCACAUGUGGCCAGUGUGGGAAGUGUUGGUAUUGGAUAUGUCAAUUUAAACAUCAGAGACAUGUUCAGGUGAGAAAUCAUAUGUUAUUACUUGUGUGGGAAGUAUUUGUGUUUCAUUUGAACUGUCAUCUGAAUGACAAGGGGAUGAACCACAGACUGGUAUCUAAAAUGACAGACGUUUUAAUUGUGCAUCCAAAUGAAAACACGAAAAAUAGCAAAUCUGUAAACCUCAAGAUCACACAGGUCUACCCAGUUUAAAACAGAAAGCUGAAAAGCUGUACAUAUAUAACCAGUGAGUGGCUUGUCAUUUUAAAUGAUCCUAGAGGGUUCCUAGUGGUAUACAGGUGAAUGUGACCAGUAUUAAGGAAUGUAGGUCCAGAGUUCCCAACUUGGUGAGUUUCAUACUGCAUUCAUUUUAGAAAGGUGGAGUGAUGUACCAUGACAAGCUGUGCUAAAAAGGAUGCAUUUUGUUAAAAAUAAACGGAGCCAAUAUAAGUUUGCAGCUAAAAUCAGAACCAAACGACUGAGCACAAAUGUAAAAUUACACACAUACACAAUACCCUGUCAUGAUGCAAGAAGUGGGUUAAUAAGGAUGGAGAGAAAACCUGUUCUGUUUGUUCCACACUUAAUAUAUUGUAUGAUACAUGCAGAAUUCCAGUUUUAAUUAUUAUUGGAGUGAUUUAAUCUUAAUUAUCAUUAAAUUACAGUUAACUCAUCAACUUUGUAUACAGAGCGCUUAUUAGUAGAGACGUUUAGUAGCCUUUUAUGAUGCAAAGAGAUUGGAAAAGGGCCAGGUUUCCACACUGCAGUUUAUGAAUGAGGUAUUUUAACAUCAUGGUUCAGGAAAAUGCCUUUGAUGUCCGUACACUAUGCUGUAUCAAGUACUCGGAUGGCAUUGAUGGAUCUCUGUCACUAUGCGUCCAAUUCAUCCUAAGUGAAUGGAAGCCACAACUGAAUAUCACCUAGCUCACUCCAGGCGAUCUACCCCUGCAGGGCUAAUGCAAUUAGUACUCUGUCCUGCCCUUUACCCUGACCAUGUCCUUCUUACUGGUAAGGUCAGUCCCCACCCCUAACACUUAUUGCUGGUUUUCCUGUGCAGGUUUCCAGGAGUCAGUUAGCAGAGAGAUCAUUAACUGGGUCUAACAGUGACAUUUUAUUGCAUGAAUUUGCAAUGAAAUUUGCAGGUGAAAGGAGCAGCUAAGAAGGGAGUGCGUGAUGCCUUGAAACAGCAGGGAGGCCUGUGGUGCCAGUGGGGUCCACACACUGCCCGCUACUCCUCCUCCAGGCUAACACGUUUAACAGCUGGUCCCAUAGGGUUACUGCUGUACAGCUGCCACCUACCUCUGGUUUUUUUCAUUACCACAAUGAAUGAAAAAACUGACACUAUCAUUGCAACCAAAAUGACAGGUAUUGAGAAAGAUCUUGCCAUUCAAGUUAAACAAGAAUGGGUUUUAUUUCUCCCUUCUGAUGGUGAAACUAUUAUAAAAACCAGGAAAAUACA